Darwinula stevensoni is the source of this 3698-nucleotide messenger RNA. NCBI's taxonomy places the organism in Eukaryota, Metazoa, Arthropoda, Ostracoda, Podocopida, Darwinulidae. The record is from the annotation of a GenBank genome assembly.
AUGAUGGUGCUCCUGAGUUUCUCCUACCAUGUGGAAGGAGAAUCAGCACUGCAACUUGGAGAAUCAGACUUUGAUAAAAUCUCUGAAAACGUCUUGUACCUCAUUUGUGACACGGGCUAUUCUGUAGCGGAGAAUGAAGUGGUGUUCGUUAACUUCUAUGCGGACUGGUGCAAGUUCAGCAACAUGCUGGAACCAAUUUGGGAAGAAGCAGCUGAGAAGAUAGCAAAGGAAGUGGCCCCUUAUGGAAAGGCGGCCAUUGGAAAAGUUGACUGUGAUAAGGAAAGUAACAUUGCUCGGCGUUAUCACAUAUCAAAAUACCCUACUCUGAAACUUGUGAAGUUUGGUCAGCUGGUGAAGCGAGAGUAUAGGGGUCAGCGUUCUGCUGAAGCUUUUGCUACCUUUAUCCAGGAGCAACUUCAGGAUCCAGUGAAAUCUUUUUCAGCAUCUGAUGGUGUUAAAACUGAGGAAAAGAAGAGAAGAGACAGCCCCACUCCUCUUCGUCCCUCAGCUGAGAGUCUCAUUGUAUUCCGCCCACCAUUCAGUAGUGGAGAUUCUGAUGAGCCCUAUGCUGGUAAUAAGGAAGAAUUGCAAGAUCUCUUGAAUUGGGCCACAGAUCAUUGCACUCCACUAGUAAGAGAGAUCACAUUUGAGAAUGCUGAAGAACUGACAGAAGAAGGACUGCCUUUUGUGAUCCUGUUCCACCAUCCUGAUGAUGUUGAAUCUGUGAAACGUUUCAACAAGUUGGUUCAAAACCACUUGAGAGGAGAGAAAGGGGAAACACUGGAUGUUACAGGAGGCCUAGCAGAAGAAAACUGCACUCUUAAGUUGGAGAGAAAGGAUGUAGCUGGGAGCCAGACACUACGGGCAGCUUUAACCAAAGUAGAGGCUGCUCAUCCUGGUUUCACAUAUGACUUGGUUAUGGGAAUUAUCCGCAAAGCUGACCUCAGUGUGAAUAUUCAUGAAAGCCUUCUACGCCUUCAAGGACAGUUGAGCGAUAAUGAAGUCACUGAGUACCGGCUUACUCGAAUGGAGGAUGUCUUCCAGGACUUGAAUAGGAAAUCAGCUGCAUUGAAGAGGAUUCUGAGUCGCAUUCCUGAUGAGAUAACAGACAGGAAAACUUUCCUGGAAACAAUCAAAGAAAUCGCCAGCGCAAUAAAGAAGUUGUUGGACUGUGUGACGGAAGUAUCAGCCUUCAUACCUGGAGCUACUGGGAAACUUGCAUUGGAUCAAAGGAAGAGAGAAUUUGUCAAGUACUCCAAGAGGUUUUCAAAUACACUCAAAGAGUAUUUUAAAGAAGGACAGGCCAACACAGUGUUUGUGAGUGCUGUUUAUUUGAUUCAUCAGACCAACAUGAUAGUCAUAACUGUGAAAAACAAGUGUGAAUAGGGGUACUGGUAAGGGAAAAAUUUUCUGAACAAGACAAGUUGGAUCUUGUGUGUGUGUGUGUUCAUUCCCAAGGCUUGUACUGUAUAUCCCACAUAUAUUUAUAUAGUGUGAACUGCAGCUGAAGCAUGGAAGACUCUAGUAUCUCCAAAGAUCCCUCUGGGAGCUUGUCCAGUGAUGUUUCAGCUGAGCAACUUUGGAAGAUUGAUCCAGAGUCCAGCCUGCAUCGAUCAGGAACGUGUCCUCUGUGCUUUAUGCGCAGUCCCAUUUUCUAUUGUGUGGAGUGCUUACGCAGUGGAAAUUUUGGCUCCAGUCGGCAUUUGGAAAGGUUCGCUGAUGUGCAGCUUCAGCUUCUGGAAUCAAGACAUAAGGUCAUACUCCUCUCUGAAGACUACAUGAAGGCAUCCAUGCAACAUCACAGUCAUCUUCAACUUCAGGAAAUGCUUCAAGAAACAGAGAUGCGAGUGAAGCUGUUACAGAAGGCAGUAAGUGCCAAGCAAACUUCUGUGAACAUUCUGCAUGAAGAACAAAGACAUAAAAAAUUUGGUAUUGGGAAACUGCUUUCCCAGAUGGACCAAUUCAAGGUGCAACAACUGAAGUGGUCCAGUCGCAUCCAGAAACUAAAGAAGUACCGAGCUCAGAAAUUAGAAGUUUUAAAGAGGAAGCAAGAAGAUGUGAAGUCCAUGAGGCAAAUGAAAGUUCAUGAGUUGAUGAUGAAUAUUUUCCCCAUCUCUCGAAUCACAGAUGGAGUUGAACCAACUGCACAGAGUUCUGAAGAUGAGACCAUGAUAUGUGCUCUUGCUGAAGCCUCAAGGCUUGCAUAUGUGUCUGGUGCUUGGAUGGAUUUGGGGAACGAGAAAGCCGAGUACUCUAUUGUGACAGCAUCCAUGCCAAGCACUUUGAAUGCUUCUAUUGUAGCAUUAUGGGAUCAAGAGACAGAAAUUGGGAUGGAGAGCAAGGAAGUACGACCCAUCAAAGCAGCUUUGGGCUACAUAGCACAACUGGUUAAUAUUUUGGCUUCUCUCCUUGGGGUUCGUCUUUGCUCCCGGUUACUGCCUCGGAAUUUCAAUGACAUGAAUGUUCCCAAGGAGAAGCUUGAGAAGUGUAUUGCCAUUCUUAAUGCCAAUAUUCUGAAUAUUUGUAUUCAAUCUGGAAUGAACCCUUCCCAAUUGCAUCCUUGUCAGCCCCUCCCAAACCUAGCUUCCCUGAAGGAUUCUCCAAGUCUUGGGAUUGCUGUAGCAAUACAGCCAUGUCAUGAGAGUAUACUUCCAUUAGAAAAGACUCUUUUGGCCUCAGUACCUGAAGGGAACUUUUUCCUGGAAGAGGAAGAAGAGGAAGAGAAUGAAAUGCCCUCUGACUGGGAGAGUUUACCCAACUCUGGGUCCAUUCCCAGUGAAGAAUUGGGAAGCCCUGGCUCCAUAUCUCGCCUCUUCUCACAGUCCAGUCUUCUUGCAACUGUCACUUCCUUUUGGAGAAAGAGAGACAAAUGAAUGUCCUUGGCUUUCUGUUUCAUUUGCAGACAUUAUCGAGAUGCUUCUCCAAUUAGAUUACAAUAUUAGUUUCAAUGUUGCAUUGUAUGAUGUAACGAAAGAGGUGGGGGCUCAUUUCUGUUAAGAAUCUUUUAAUUAAAGUGCAAUGCAUUUCUUUCUCCUCUUGGAUGAGUUCCUAGCAAGGAGAUGAACAUAAUAUUUCUAGCUGAUUUUGCCUUGUCUUUCUUAGGUAAGAGCUAGGGGAUGAGGAAUGUAUUAUUUAUAUAUUUUUCUUUCUUCAAUUGUGCAUCAUUGUGCUGGUAUUUGUGGUGUUUGAGAAGCAAGCAAGUCGAGCUCUGUGCCCCAUGGGUAGAAAUGAUGAAUCAGUUGAAUGGGAUGAUUCAUUUUAUGUACAUGUUGGUGUUUAUGAUCUUUGGUGGGUGCUGGAUGAGUAACCUUAAUUCUUUUUUAGAAAUCACUUAUUAUCAGAAAUCUUCAAACAUCAGAUAGGUGCUGUGGACAGCCAUAUGAACCUGAUCAGAUUGAUUUUCCUUUGACAUGAACUACAUCUGCAGAGUUCUGGAAAGGAAUUUCCAACUUGUUGAUUAUUAUUUCAUGCAUAAUUGGUUGCUGUGUGGUAUGAGAAUUGUGAUCUCUUCCAUUAAGAAGGGGAAAUGUCUUUGUCAAUUCUGAAGUAUUGCUGAAUUCUUUCCUUUUUUUAGAAUGUCACAUAACUUCUGGUAAGUGCCUGUGGAAGGCUUGUCAUCUCAGAUCAUUUAUGGAUUGAGAUUACCUGUCCCUCCUCAUAUAUAAAUUGACUCAAAAUACAUAAUUUUUACGGUGAUG